UACCUCGACACUGGUGACAGCGCAGCAGCAGCAGCAGCAUCUGUUUGCCACUUUUGGCCAAAUCCUGUGAGAUCUGCCGAUCUAAAGCUCGCAGUGAGCGGGUUGGGUCUCCAGACCAUGCCGUCCGAUAUGUUGUUGCAUGCUGCCAAUUUCAGCACACUGUUUGUGUGCAUGGUGCUGAAGUUCCCGCAGAUCUUUGUACUGAUGCAAGCGAAAUCAACGGCUGGAGUCAGCCUCAACAGUCUACUCCUAGAGUUGAUCGGGUAUAUUGUUUUUGUAACGUACCAGAUGUACUAUGACUACCCACCUCCAACAUACCUGGAAUAUCCAAUCCUCAUUGCUCAAGAUGCCAUUCUUCUGCUCCUUAUCCUCCACUACAAUGGCAGCCUGCGGCACAGCCUCAUCUACACCUUGCUGUUUGUUGGAGGUUGGCGGCUCCUCACUGUGGAGAAGUGGAUCAUAGAUUUGGCCAUGAGUCUGUGCACAUUCAUCAGUGCAGCCAGUAAAUUGGCCCAACUGCAAUGCCUGUGGAGGUCUAAGGAUGCUGGACAGGUUAGCGCCCUCUCCUGGGCUCUGGCUACCUACACAUGUAUGGCACGGAUUUACACCACCACUGUGACAACUGGAGACAUGCAGGUUCUGGUGCGGUUCAUUGCCAUGACUUUGCUCAACAUGUGGGUGCUGCUCACCGUGCUCUACUACCAGAGACACAGCAGCAGGUCCACGAAAGAGGACUAAGCUUUAGAGUUGGAGCCUGAGACCGGCCGACCUGUAAACCUGCAGUUCACGCCCAUGGUCCCCAGCUCUGAUCACAGCCACGACUAAA
Messenger RNA from Etheostoma cragini (Arkansas darter), 826 nucleotides. RefSeq names its product solute carrier family 66 member 3 (gene slc66a3). The transcript has 7 exons. Lineage: Eukaryota; Metazoa; Chordata; Actinopteri; Perciformes; Percidae. Bases 118 to 738 code for a protein of 206 amino acids. The record is from RefSeq and is a predicted model, not a curated record.